GCCGGCCGGUGUGCUCACCUGGGCCGCAGCGCCUGGCCGCGGAAAACGGAAGUAACCCUGAGGACACAGCACUAAGCAAGAACCAGAAGUGGUGUGGUGAACAUUUGAAAUGCAACCAGACAUGCCCUUGGACAACAUCAAGAUGUCAUCCAGUGACCUGCUGGAGAAGAAAGAUCUAGACAGUGGAGGCUUCGGGAAGGUGUCCUUGUGUUUCCAUAGAAGUCAUGGAUUUGUCAUCCUAAAAAGGGUGUACACAGGGCCCAACCGUGCCGAAUACAAUGAGGCUCUCUUGGAGGAGGGGAAGAUGAUGCACAGACUGAGACACAGUCGAGUGGUGAAGCUGCUGGGCAUCAUCAUAGAAGAAGGGAAUUACUCGCUGGUGAUGGAGUUCAUGGAGAAGGGCAACCUGAUGCAUGUGCUGAAGGCCGAGAUCAGCAUCCCACUUUCUGUAAAAGGAAGAAUAAUUUUGGAGUCUAUUGAAGGGAUGUGCUACUUACAUGACAAAGGUGUGAUACACAAGGACCUGAAGCCUGAAAAUAUCCUUGUUGACCGUGACUUUCACAUCAAGAUAGCUGAUCUGGGUGUGGCUUCCUUUAAGACAUGGAGCAUACUGACUAAAGAGAAGCACAACAAACAGAGGGAAAUGCAUAUCACCUCUAAGAAGAAUGGAGGCACCCUCCACUACAUGGCACCUGAACACCUGAAUGACAUCAAUGCAAAGCCCACAGAGAAGUCAGAUGUGUACAGUUUUGGCAUUGUACUUUGGGCGAUAUUUGCAAAUAAGGAGCCCUAUGAGAAUGCCAUCUGUGCCGAGCAGCUCUUGAUUUGCGUAAACUCUGGGAACAGGCCAAAUGUGGAGGACAUCAUUGAACACUGCCCAAGGGAGAUCAUCAGCCUCAUGGAGCGGUGUUGGCAAGCAGACCCAGAGGACCGGCCAACAUUUCCUAGCAUUGAAGAAGAAUUUAGGCCUUUUUACUUAAGUCAAUUUGAAGAAUAUGUAGAAGAGGAUGUGGCAAGUUUAAAGAAAAAGUAUCCAGAUCAAAGUACGGUUUUGAAGAGGAUGUAUUCUCUCCAGUAUGAUUGUGUGCCCUUACCUCCAAGCAGGUCAAAUUCAGAACAGCCCGGUUCACUGCACAGCUCCCAGGGACUCCAGAUGGGGCCUGUGGAGGAGUCCUGGUUUUCUGCCUGUCCAGAGCAGCCACAGGAAGAGAAUGAGCGCAGUGUGCAAGCUAAACUUCAAGAGGAAGCUAGUUACCAUGCUUUUGGAAGAUUCACGGAGAAACAAGCAAAACCACAGCCCAAGCAGAAUGUGGCUUACAGUAGAGAGGAAGAAAGGAAACGAAGGGUCUCCCAUGACCCCUUUGCACAGCAGAGACCUCGUGAGAAUGUUCAGAGUACAGGGGCUAAAGGUUUUUCUGACCCCAGUACCGCCAGUCAUGGAAAUGCAGCACACCAGCUAUCAGGGCCAGCUAGCCACGCACAAGUGCCAUUCUGGAACAACGGAUUAUAUAAUCAGCCUGGGUUUGGAACUUCAGGUACAGGAGUUUGGUAUGGGCCAAAUCCAAGCCAAAUGUAUAAUACUUACAAAACUCCCGUACCUGAGACCAAUCUACCUGGAAGCAUACCCACCAUUCCAUUCAUCUCCUUGCCACUAGCAGAUGAGUCUAUGAAAUGUACUAUAUAUAAUAGUUCUGGUGUUCAGAUUGGAAACUACAAUUAUAUGGAUCUUGGACUGAAUUCACAACUACCAGACAAUAUGUGCAAAGAAGAGUCAGCUCCCAAGCACCAAGCCAUCUUUGAUAACAUCAGUAGUCUGACUGAUAAACACCUGAACCCUGUCAGGGAAAACCUGGGAAGGCAGUGGAAAAACUGUGCCCGAAAGCUGGGCUUCACAGAGUCUCAGAUUGAUGAAAUUGACCACGACUAUGAACGAGACGGGCUGAAAGAAAAGGUUUACCAGAUGCUCCAGAAGUGGCUGAUGCGGGAAGGCACCAAGGGGGCCACAGUGGGAAAGUUGGCCCGGGCACUUCAGCAGUGUGGCAGGAUAGACCUGCUGAAUCACUUGAUACAAGCCAGCCAGAGCUAAGCUUGGGUGGGCUCUGACAGUGGGAACUAGACUGUUCCCCAGGUGCACAAGCCCUGUUUGCCCCCUGGCCUUCAGAACUCUAAGUCAGUACAAGCCCUGCAUCUGCACAGUAUCAUGCAUUUUGGAACUGGGGGGAUGGGAAGAGAAGUCUGCAGCCCACAGUGGUUCUUCAGAAAGUACAAGCGUGGAGACUACCAAAUGACCCAGGACAAGGCGGGGAGGGAGGUGUGUGCAGAAAAGAACCUAAUAGGUUUUGAAAAAAGAAAAGAGGUGUUGGAGGAGAAAGGUGGUCUUUGUUCAGCUUGUGCCAUAGUCUUCAGUUGUGCUAUUUACUCAGUUUCCUGUGGUUUCAUUUGGGUGAGGGAGGAAAAAAAAAAACAAAACAAAACAGAACAAAAACCAUUCAAAGAAUGUAAAAUCUACCAGCUUCCUCUGAGUGCAGUAAAGUGCUGCCUUACAUGACAGCCACAGUUCUUCCUAAAAUUGUAGGAUGUUAACUUUAGCAUCCAAUGCUGUGCUGUUGCCUUCAGCUUUAAGAAUCAUGUGCAAUCCUAGUCUAUCAAAUUAUCAGUUAAUGAGGAAAUGUUAAGGAGUGCUAAGAAGGAGGAAAAACUACAGGGCAGAGGGAGGUCAUCAGAUCCCAGCACUCAGCACUGAGAACUGCUGCUGAUUGCAGCUGCUGUAAAAUCUACUGUAAGCUUUGAAAGUUUCUCCUACAUCCUGGUGCAUCAUGCCAUUCCCCAGCCUGUGCACCACACAGAGGGAACUAGUGUGCAGCAAAUACCGUGAUAUCAGGAAAUGUCACCUCUUCCUCUGUAGAUAUGACCAAAGCCUUGGCACUACUCACUACUGUUUCCUCGGUUUACCCAGAAAAAUGUACUGUGAUGUGAAUCAAAAAAGGACCGCUUCAGGGUCCGGUCAUUGUGCCUUUAGCAAGCCCACGUGUGACCUGGGUAUGAGUGACAGACUGAGGCUGCCCGAGCCAACCACAGCCACUGCUGGCACUUGCUGGUCAGGGGCAUGCAGCAACAGUGCAGCUAUCAGGAAAGAUUCUGGUGUCCGGCUGACAACAGUGGAUUAUGAUUCUGAAUCUCCUGCAGCCUCAGAAGAUGUGUACCACUCCUGGAAUGGGCUGCAAAGCAGCUUUGGCCUCGUUGACAUUUUGGCACGAGUUGGCACUUCAUAGUCCACAUUGGCCUACCCUGUACUCUGUAGAAUAUUGAGAAAUGUGCCCAGCCUCUGUCUACAGGAUGCCAAUAGUACAAGACAACUCUACCCACCAGAUGUGACAAAAAUGUCUCUAGACAAGGCUACAUGUCCUUUGGAGGGACCCUGCUGUAACUUUAUAUGUCUCAGUUGUUCUGUUAACACAUGCUGGGUUCAUGCCUUAACUGUAUAGAGUAUGCACAUUGGAAGGGGAUUGGGGCAGGGAAGGUUCCAGGCUUUCCUGGAGGAGCCUGUAUAGUCUUUAAGUGCUUUCCUCUUAACCUAUAUUACAAUGCUGUUUUAAGAAGUCAGAAUUAACAAGUAUUUUUAAUGGAGUUUUGGGAAAUGGCAAGGGAAGCCUGAGCUGGUUUUGGAAUUGCAGUAGUGAUCGGGGUCCUAGUGUUAAAAUCAUGUCUAAUAAGUGUUCUGUAAGGAAAGAAUUGUGGGCCCAUUGAGAAGAUAGGUACUUCAGGUCCAGGCCCAGAUUGUGACCACAGACUUCCAGGUCUUUUCCAUGGGUUACUGACCAGGCUCACCACUGAGAUCCAGACAAUUGCUUGGCACCUUGAGUUGUGGCUGAACCUGUGUGAGUUGAAGGACAGUCAACAAAUGAAGCCUUAUAACCUCAUAGGCAUGCUGGCCAGUCCCUUGUACAAGAAAGGCCUUGAACCAACUACUCUGAGCCAGUGGUUGGUAGGUUAGACCUUCAUUGCUCUCUGUACCUCAUUGGGUGCCCUGGAGGACUGAUGACUUUGUAGUCAGUGGCCUGCUCCAAACAAGUGCAUGGGAUGUGGGAGGCUUUCUGGGAACCCAACACGGAUUCAGAACACCUCUUUAAAUCCAACUCCCAAGCUAUGCAGAAUGCUCCAGGGCAUUGAGGGCCCUGUUCCCAGAGCACAGAGUUCUGUUUGGUUCUGUUUUUGAUAAGAUAUCCUUUCUUUUUAAAAAAAGUGAAAUAAAAUUUUAUACUUUAUAGGGUA
Molecule: messenger RNA, 4272 nt
Organism: Phodopus roborovskii (desert hamster)
Lineage: Eukaryota; Metazoa; Chordata; Mammalia; Rodentia; Cricetidae
Gene: Ripk1
Product: receptor interacting serine/threonine kinase 1
Exons: 11
Coding region: 110-2086 (658 amino acids)
Biological process (GO): protein phosphorylation; signal transduction
Molecular function (GO): protein binding; ATP binding; JUN kinase kinase kinase activity
Source: RefSeq, a predicted model, not a curated record